AUGAAGCAAGCUCUAUCCAAGGCUCAGUCCAAGUUUUCUGCUAUUGAAGCAAACAAGCUCUACAAGAAAAAUUUUUGGUCUUUCUCUAAGUCAUUGUUAGAGGAUGAAAUGUCGAAUGUUGCUCCUAACUUUUCUGCUGAAGAAGAAUAUCAAUUUUUCUCAUCAACUUAUUCCAAACCAUCAAAUGUUUCAACUAAUCCAUUUCCAUCAGAUUUUUGUAAACCAAACUGUCCAGAGAAAUCAUUUGACAUUCGUCUGAUAUCAUAUGAAGAAGUGUACAAGAAAAUCAGAUCAACUAGGAACCACUCUGCUCCUAGUCCACUUGAUGGGAUUCCCUACAUUGUUCUUAAGAAAUGUCAAUCUCUAAUUCCAGCUCUCUUGAACCUUUUUAACAAUUGCUGGCUGUCCUGCACAGUUCCACGGCAGUGGAAAGUUGGAGUUAUACGUCUCAUCCCUAAAUCUAGUGCAACAGAAAGUCCAUCAGAUCCAAUUAACUUUAGACCUAUUGCACUGACUCCAUGUAUUAGAAUACAAGUAUCCAUUAAGCUAUUCUGUAACAGGAAGUCACACCAACGAUCUUUUAAGAUUGCAAAAUGGUGUAAACUUCGUCGCUCGGCCUGUACUGCCAUCUUCUACCUCUUCCCACAAAAUGCUGGUCUUGGCUUACCCCGUUUGUCUACGUCUUCCAUCUCCCUCCAGUCUUCAAAAUCUGCCCGUCUCUUAUCCUCACAUGACAACUGUGUCCGCUCUUUGGCCACCAGUCAAGCAUAUAAUAAAUCGUAUAGCAACAGAUUCUCUGCUUUUAGAGAAGCAGCAAAGUCACUAUCUGAAACACCAGGUGCUUCUGCAGCAAAAUUGAGUGACAUCACCAAAUCAAGACUAAAGGAGGAACACCAAAAACAACUUCUUGCAAGAACUAAGAAUCUACAUGUCCAGGGAUCCAUCUUCCGUCUAGAGAACUGUUCGUCUGACGUCUGGGCAAAUGUUGUCUCUUGUCUUCCCGGUCAUCAACUCUCUUUUGUCCUCAAUGCCGUUUCUGAUACCCUCCCUUCAAAUGCUAAUCUUGUCCUAUGGAGUAAACGUUCUUGUGAUAAAUGUCCUCUAUGUCAUCAACGUCAAACCCUUCUUCACGUUCUCAAUAAUUGCUCAGUCCUCUUACAAUGUCGUCAUUACAAUCAACGUCACGACUCUGUUCUCAGUCUUCUCUAUAAUGCGGCUAUUAACCAUCUACCACAUCAAUUCAACAUCUUUGCCGAUUUAAAAGACUGUGAAGUAAAGUUUCCAUCUGACAUCAUUCCUACUGCACAAAGGCCUGACAUGUUGAUUUGGAAUAAUCAUACGCUCAAAUUUUAUGUCAUAGAACUAACAAUCCCUUUCGAAACAAACUUUUUUGAUGCAAAUAAAAGAAAAUCAGAACGGUAUACAGACUUCAUGAUGACCAUCAAAUCAAAAGGCUUCACCUGUAAGCAACUAAAUAUUCAAAUAGGAUCUAGAGGCUUUAUUGAUACUCCAAGUCUUCUCCCCUUCCUUGAUGUCAUCUCUAUUCCUCCUCACAAUCAACGUCAACUAUUAUCAUCAAUCGUAAAGGUGACAAUUAAAGAAUCUCUUAAAAUAUGGUUAGCCAGAAACAAUAUCUAGUUCUGUUUAUCCUAGUUUAGUUAUUUUAGUUGUACAUUACUUGUUAGAGCUUUUACUAUUACUUUACUGGCGCCACAUUAUUGUUAAGUGUGAUGGCCAUGUAUUAGUGAGGUGCUCCUCGUUUAUCUAAUAAAUGAGUUCAUUGUGUAUUGUGAGAUGCAUCCCUCCAAUACAAUAGUCUAGUGUAUUGUGAGAUGCAUCCCUCCAAU
Messenger RNA from Corticium candelabrum, 1847 nucleotides. RefSeq lists its product as uncharacterized. The transcript is spliced from 2 exons. Bases 1 to 1638 code for a protein of 545 amino acids. The record is from RefSeq and is a predicted model, not a curated record. Lineage: Eukaryota; Metazoa; Porifera; Homoscleromorpha; Homosclerophorida; Plakinidae.